GGGCUCAAGAAAUCAGUAACAGCAAACAGCAACUCGUAGUAUACACGCAACCCUAGUCACCUUUUAGUAGGUUAGUAGUUUACAGCAAACUGAUAUUGCGCCAUACAUACCGACAUUUUGACACCAGUUUGAUGCCUUGGUCGAGCGGAGUGAAUUUUUUCAUGUUUAUACCGAAAUAAAAGCGACGGUGGACUUCCUAAAUGUCUUCCCUGUUGGCAGUCUCAAUCUUCUGUUGACAUUUAUCACUGUUCUUGAAUGUACAAGGUCACGUGUUCCACAAGGGAGCUUUCACUGCUGUGCCUAGUAUCACGGAAAUCAUUACAUCGCAGAAGCAGUCUCAACUGAAUCAACCACCGGAUCAACCUGUGCCAUUUGUCAGUCCGACCUUCUUUCUCUGUCCUCCUUCAACUUUUCUGGUUGUAUGUCUUUAAUAUUUAUAAAACACAAAUGUUUCUUUCAGUAGGUUAUAUCUGACAAGUAAGUUUGGUACCAGCUGUGUUGAACCUAGAUGUAUGAUUACAUAAUUACUGUAUGAAAGUUACUUAACUUCUGGGAGUCAGUACAACUCCAAACAUUCUAUGCAAAAAAGAAGCUUAAAAUGAGUUGAGCUUUUUUUAUAUGACGUCCUUUCAUACACAAUCUGAGAAAUUUAAAGAAUACACAUGCUCUUCCUUGCUUAGCAUUGGGCUCCAUUUUAUUAAUUUUACACCCAUGACUGUAUAAAGUGAAUUGAACAGAUGCCAUGUUUAUCUCCAUGAUAAUUCCUAAAAAAGGAUGCCUCUACACUUGGUGAUGAUGAUGAGGUUCAAGCAGCCAGCUUUACAUUAGGAAGAUAAAACAUCGAAUUUAAGAGGAACUUUGACAAUCUUUCAGAUAAGAGAACUGAUAUUCAUUAUGAAAGCAGGGUUACAACGAGCACAAAAAUACCCUCAUGGGUUAUCACUGGAAGCAUCAACAAAUUCACUGGAAAGUGGUGUGGGUCCUUUAGAAAAAAACGAAAAGUCAGAAGAACACACUUUGGACACACAAGACAGUUAUUGUGAAGAUGUCAAAGCUAUAAGUCACACUGGGUUAAAAAACCAGGGAGCCACAUGCUAUUUGAAUACAGCGCUGCAAAUACUUUUUAUGACAGAGGAUUUCAGAAAUAUCAUCAGGAGAUUACACAAGAGGAAAGGUUGCAUUACCGAUAUUAGUAUUCACAUGGCAGAAUUGUUUGAGUCUUUAUGUGAAAAGAAAGCCUUUGCCACCACUGAAACAAUCACAGGUGUUCUUGGAAUUGAUGUUUAUAAACAGGAAGAUGCUGCAGAAUGUCUUCAGAAAAUACUUAAUAUGGUUGAUCCUGAGAUGUCAAAGGUAUUUCAGGGAGAGAUGGAGUACACCACUUUAUGUAAGAAUCCAAUAAAAGAUCAUGAACUUGAUACGCAACCUGAUUCAUUUUUCAUCCUACCAAUUUCCAUGGAGUCACAAUCUCCCAUAAAUGUGCAAAGCUAUUUUGAUUCAUAUUUUGAUCCAGUCAUGAUGAGUGGGGAGGACCAAGUGUACUGUACAACUUGCCAAACAAUGAGGGACACAGAAACUAGCUGCAAUGUGCUAGAAUUUCCUUCAGUUCUGGUUUUGCACCUAGAGAGGUUUGAACUGGAUUAUAACACCAUGACGUGCGUGAAGAAUAACUCCCCAGUGGAAAUACCCAUCAUAUUAUUAUUGAAAGGGUGUCAGUUUGCUUUGUAUGGCAUAGUCAAACAUGUUGGUUCUCUCAAUGGUGGACACUAUUAUGCUGAUAUCAAAUCAUUUGAGGACAAACAGUGGUAUCAAUUUAAUGACACCUCAGUACAACAGAUAUCUGACGUAGAAAAUCACUUACCCUGUUGCGAGGCUUACUUACUUUUGUACAAAAAAAAGAAAGAAGAAUCAGAAAAAGAAGCUGCAGAAGAAGAAAAAGAAGCAGCAGAAGAACAAGAAGCAGCAGAAGAACAAGCAGAAGAAGAAAUAGAAGCUGCAGAAGAAGAAAAAGAAGCAGCAGAAGAACAAGAAGCAGCAGAAGAACAAGAAGCAGCAGAAGAACAAGAAGCAGCAGAAGAACAAGAAGCUGCAGAAGAAGAAAAAGAAGCUGCAGAAGAAGAAAAAGAAGCAGCCGAAGAACAAGAAGCAGCAGAAGAACAAGAAGCAGAAGAAGAAAAAGAAGCAGAAGAAGAAAAAGAAGCAGCAGAAGAAAAAGAAGCAGCAGAAGAAGAACAAGAAGCUGAAGAAGAACAAGAACAAGAAGCAGCAGAAGAACAAGAAGCAGCAGAAGAACAAGAAGCAGCAGAAGAACAAGAAGCAGCAGAAGAACAAGAAGCAGCAGAAGAAGAACAAGAAGCAGCAGAAGAACAAGAAGCAGAAGAAGAACAAGAAGCAGAAGAAGAACAAGAAGCAGCAGAAGAAAAAGAAGCAGCAGAAGAACAAGAAGCAGAAGAAGAACAAGAAGCUGAAGAAGAACAAGAAGCAGCAGAAGAAAAAGAAGCAGCAGAAGAACAAGAAGCAGCAGAAGAACAAGAAGCAGCAGAAGAAGAAAAAGAAGCAGCAGAAGAACAAGAAGCAGCAGAAGAACAAGAAGCAGAAGAAGAAAAAGAAGCAGAAGAAGAAAAAGAAGCAGAAGAAGAACAAGAAGCAGCAGAAGAAAAAGAGAAGUCAAAAAAGAGAAAAGAAAAAGAAGCUGCAGAAGAAUCUUUCUCUUUGUCAUGACUUUCGUAAUCAUGGUGUUGGCCAAUCGAGAAGGUUCACCUGUAUAAAAGGGGCGGGUUUCCACUGAGUGCCGUUAGGCGUCCGUGUGCCAAUCCGUGUCAGUUUUGGUUAUUUUCGCUUGCGGUGUCCUUUGCAUUAAGUUUUCUUUCACUGCUUGGUUGGGUUGUUAAUUAUGUUAAAUUCUUCCAAAGCGCUCAAAUUUAGGCUCUGUGUAAAUAUCUAGACUGGUGUAAUUGUUUGCAAGACACAUAAAUGGUUGUUUGGUGUGUUUGUUUCCACGUUAAUACUGAGCAUGAUAUAUGCGACAAGAAUGUGGUUUUAUUUCUAUAUUUUUUAUUUUGGUAGUCAGUUUAGUUUUGGGUGAUUAGAUUUUUUUUAUUAUUGUUUCAUUUAUUUUUGGAGACACUUAUUCUUUCCUUGUCCCUUUCUUUUUCUUUUUUAAUUGAUCUUGAAUGCAUCCUUCGAAGGCCCCAGCCCUCAAAUUGGGACAGUUUUUCUGUUCAUUGUUGAUAAGGGACUAUUUUUUUCAGUUGAAGAAAGGCUUUAAGGGAAGUUGCAUUGAUAAAACACAGCCUACCUUAUUGCUAACAGUAAAAUCCCCAAAGCAGUGGAUAGUACUUGAUCUUGUCUUAUAUCUGGCUAUAUUUCACAUUUUAAAUCAAGAUAAUCUAAUAAUUAAACAAUGCAUGCAUGACACCCAGUAUCACACAUUAAACAUUUGCAAAGGCUUAACUAUGAGAUUGUUAAUGUAAAACACCUUAAUGAGAAAAUAAAGAGCAUUUUAGCUGGGGACCUCUGGUUGAAUUGACAAAAAUGUUAAAAUCAUAUCAUGUGUUUUGUGGCUAAGAAUGUGUAAUGUUAAAAGUGUUAAACUACUUGACUUAUUCACAUCUCAAAUUUAUGGAGGGACAGUAAAAGCACUGUUGUGGAGUAUCCCUUUUUUGGAUGACCUUUAUUGCUACUAAGGGUAACAAAUAUAUCUUCUAUAUACAAAACAAAAAUCCUUUGCAAGACGAGACAAACCACCCUGAGUGAGUUUUAAAGUAGUGCUUUCAUUUUGUCUUAUGAAAAUGCUUAUUAUUAGCUUUCUGGUCCAUUUCUGGUAUUGGUGGAGUGGUUAUAUGUGUCCACACUUCAUUGUUAUAGCAUUGGUGCUUUGUUUUGAUUUUAUGGCACAGAACAGAUUUUUAACAUCAUGUGACGUAUAUAUUUUUUAAAAACAUCCUUAUUAUUGUAACUGGGUGUGGUUCUGUCCUUGACAUUUGAGAAUGAGGAAAUGUCACGCGACCUGUUCCAGUUGUCUAAUAUUCUUUUCUUCUAAGUGACAGGUUCUGUUUUUGUUUCACCAGGUACUGUUUUUGUUUUAACAUGUUCACAGACGGUUUCUUUACACAGCCCUAAGGGCACUUUCAGUAUUAGACUCAGCCUUUAGUAUCACCCACUUCUGAUCUAAUCUUGUUUACAUAAAAUACACCUGCCCCUGAGACAAGAACAGAACAAUUUAGUAUCUGUUUGUUAAAUCUGAUGUGUCAUGCACAACCGUUUCUGGGUCCAAAGACUCUAUCAGAUACCAAAAGCAAAAUACAUAUACGUUAUUAAUAUUCAAUGUAAUAUAAACACACAGUUCACAGCUAUUCUGGGAUUAUUCUCACAGAUAUCAUUACCCAGAUGAAAUGACAAUAUGAAUUGCACAGACAAUUUACAAAUAAGGUCAAGUGAAUUUUGGUAUCAUUUGGUCAAAAGGAAAUUAAAUGUAGUCAUCUUACCCAAGAGAGCGUCUCUCCCCAUCUUACUCUGUUUUUUGAGGUGAAAGAUCAACACCGACAUCUGCAGGUCUGACAGAAACCGUGCAGCCACAAGCUAUCUGUUACAAUUUAUCUCAGUCAGGCACUUUAGAAAUAGGGCUACUGUACAAACUAACAGAACUGGUAUCAAAGAAUUGUAAUUGUGAUAAUUUAAUACUGACUCUAGGGAACAUUGGUCCCCACAAUGUAACAA
Molecule: messenger RNA, 4719 nt
Organism: Triplophysa rosa
Lineage: Eukaryota; Metazoa; Chordata; Actinopteri; Cypriniformes; Nemacheilidae
Product: ubiquitin carboxyl-terminal hydrolase 47-like
Exons: 12
Coding region: 895-2721 (608 amino acids)
Biological process (GO): protein deubiquitination
Cellular component (GO): cytosol; nucleus
Molecular function (GO): cysteine-type deubiquitinase activity; cysteine-type endopeptidase activity
Source: RefSeq, a predicted model, not a curated record